Cetraspora pellucida is the source of this 2562-nucleotide messenger RNA. NCBI's taxonomy places the organism in Eukaryota, Fungi, Glomeromycota, Glomeromycetes, Diversisporales, Gigasporaceae. The record is from the annotation of a GenBank genome assembly.
AUGAAAAUAUUUGUACAGCCAUCACUUCUUUCAACUACAUUUAUUAGUCGAUCAAAUCCUAUAACUGUCAUAGUUUGGGUUCUCGAUGAUGAUGUUUAUGCGCGUCCCAAUAAAUUAUGCGUUCAAUUAUGGACUAAUCUGAAAAUUUCAAGUUGGUCAAGUAUAGAAUUGGAUGAAUUGGAUGAAGAAGAACAACAACAAAAAAUAAUUGGUUGUGAUCCUGAUGAAUCUUAUCGCGUUUUUAAAAUUGUAAUUCCUAUGGUUGAUAUUGAUGAAGGAUGGUAUGAAUUCACUGUUCGAAUCAAAAGAGAAGCUUGGGAAGGUUGGAAGUGGCUAAGCGUGAAUGAAGGUCAAAACGCUAAAAUAUUUGUAAGCAAAUCAGCAAAUAGUACAGGUCCUAGAGAAGAUUUAAAUCGUUCCAUCUUUUAUGAAACAAUUGAUGAAAAGAAAGUUAGAUAUAGUUUACAAGGAGAUGUUGACUGUUGGUGUGUAUCAAGCAGCGUUGGAUCCAAUCACGGACAGCCAAUUCGUAUCAAUUUUGGAGGUAUUCGGAAUUUGAUUCAAGCCUGGUGGAUGAUACCGAUCACGGGUAUUUCAAAGCUGGACAUACAACAUAAAGAUGUUCUUUACAUAUUAAUUCAGCAAUCAUCUGGCCAUUAUGUCUCGCUGAUUCCUAUGGCAAGUGAUGGUUGCAUAUGUAGUUUUCGAUCAGAUCAUAAAGGAGGGUUGAUAUUAUUCAUCAUCAAUGAUAGUGGAGGAGAUAGUGACGCAAGAUUCGUUGUAGGUCGUGGAAAUGAUCCAUAUAUUACUGCUAAAGCAUGCAUGAAUUUUAUCAAUGAAAUUAAUGGAAUUAAUAGUGUUAAAGCAAAUAGUAGCAUUGAAACGAAGGAACGUUUUGAUUAUGACCAUAUUGGAUAUUGUACUUAUAACGGAUUUGAAGGUAGAGAAGGCCAACAACCCAUUUUUGAUGUUCUAAGUUCUCUUGAUACUAUUGGUGUGCAUAUAGGAUAUUUCAUAUUAGAUGAUGGUUGGCAACAAGUUAAUAAAAAUAGACAAUUACAAAAAUUUGAACCUAAAGCUGAACUUUACCCAGAUGGAUUUAAGGGCAUUAUAAGCAAUAUUAAAGAAAAGUUCCCAUAUAUAAAAUACUUUGGUGUAUGGCAUACACUUUGGGGUUAUUGGAAUGGAGUAGAACCCAAUUCCGAAUUGUCAAAUGCUUACAGAUUAGAAAGAGUAAACCAUUCGGAUGAAAUAAUCCAUCUUAUUAUACCACAAGAUAUUCAUAAGUUUUACAAUGACUUUUACGAUUAUUUAAAAGAUCAAGGUGUUGGUAUGGUAAAAGUUGAUUCACAAGGAAGCUUUGAUUUAAUUGAUUAUGGUCAAUGCAGACAUCGGCGAUGGUGGAAAGAAUAUCAUGAUGCCUUAGAAAUAAAUAGUAAAGAGUAUUUUGAUAACCGAAUAAUCUAUUGUAUGGCGCAUAGUCCUAAUAUUAUUCAACAAGUCUUGUCUGGUUCAGGCUCAAAUGACGAUAUGCCUAUAAAUAGACCAUUGUUCAGGGAUAUGUUUCAGUCACACCAUAGAUUUGGUGAAUAUCAUGCUGCAGCAAGGGCAAUCAGUGGAGGCCCACUGUACAUUACAGAUAUACCAAAUAAACAUAACUCAGGUGUCCUUGAAAAAUGUAUAGUCAACAUACCAACUUUUAAUACGUAUACAUCAGCAUCAGAUUCGUCCCAUGACGCCUCUUUGUCAACAAAAUUAAGCACAAAAUUGCCACAGAGAAUUUUGAGGAGCGAAAACCCAGCAUUAUCAUCACUUUCGUCUUUAUUUCUGGAUUCAACAAAAGUUGAUAACUUGUUACAAAUAUGUAAUUGGAACAAUAAAAUCGGAGUACUUGGCUUGUGGAAUUGUAGACCUCAUCUUUUAUUGGAUUUGUUUUAUUUAAAUGAUGUUUAUGGCUUUGAAACAAAUAAUAUAAUUGGCAAUGGCAAUAAUCAACAGCAUAAAGAUUCUAUAGGCGAAUAUGCGUUAUACUUUUUUAUGAAUAAACAGGUUCGAGUGGUAAAUUCAGUGAAAGAACCUAUUUCAAUAAUAUUGAAGGCGGAAGAAUUUGAAAUUGUGACAAUUUCACCGAUCGAUUACUCAAUUGGAAAAAGCUACAACAGAUAUUUCACUAUAAAGAUUGCAUCCUUUGGAUUAAUUGAUAAAUACAAUGGGUCUAGAGCAGUGAUUUCAUCAGAAUUUAUUAGUGAAAGUGUUAGCUCAUUUAAUGAAAAUGGAAUAGUUUCAACGGAAAAUCGGCAGGGUAGAAUAUUCUAUAAAGUCCAAUUGGUUGGAUAUGGAGAAUGUGGGUUUUAUUUAGAUUUAAAUGAUGGAAAAUUGUGUGAUACUAAGGCAUAUUUGGGUAGCAAGUUGUUGAAAAAUGUCAAAUACGAUAUUGAUAAGAAAUUGCUUUCAAUUGGUUUAGAGAAAGAGGAUAUAGAGAAUGAUGGUCAAAGGACUGAAAGAAUGUUAAACCAAGAUAUGCUAAAAGUUGAAUUGUUUUUGGAAAUUAUAGUUGAGUAG